AUGCUUGAUGUCAACAUCGCGAGUCUACCUGCUCCCUUCUCUUCACCUGCCCUUCCGUCGGCGUCGAGCGACAUCUCCAUCAAGAUCCCCACGUGCGGCAAGCUUUUCAGGUACCCUUUCGUCCUCAGACUCCUCACCUUCCUCCCCAUCUUCAUCAUCGUUUUCCUCAGUCCCUGCCCUAUCGGUUUCCAACUCCCCGGCUGGCAGCCCAUCUUCCCCCGUCUCUCCGCGGACCCCGGGAUUUUCUGGCCGCCGAUUAUCGCCAAGAGCUUCGUAGGUCGCCAUGGCCGUGCAUACCUCGUCGCCCCUCCCCCUCCUUCUGUGAAGCGAUCCCAGAUUAGCUCCCGAAGUAGCAGCAGUGGCAAUACCGGCAGUAACAGCGAUGGCAGAGGUAGUGUGGACAGUUCCUCUUCUUCAUCAAAUGCUUUCAAUCAAGGAUACCAAUCCGUAGACCGCAACCUUGUCAAUAUCACUGUCGGCAAACACGAAGAACGACAGCUCGUUACUGGCAUGCACACCGUUGCAGACAUCAGUUGCGCCGGGUGUGGUACUGUCGUUGGCUGGAAGUAUAUUGAUGCUCAAGACGAACGACAAAAAUACAAGGUUGGCAAGUUUAUCCUGGAGACACGAAGGGUCAUUGGCUUUCACAGCUGGGAGGACAUCGAGGAGAGUAAUGAGAUUAUGCUGCCGCAUGAAAAGAAGUCCGGUCAUAAUGGCGAAGAUGAUUCAGACAGCAUAAUCGUGUUCGAUUCAGAUGAUGAGGAUGAGUUAGAAGACAUCUUUACGGCUGUUUGGGAUCCUGUUGUCGUUGCUGAGCAUCGCAGAAGCAGGACUGCAAGCAUGAGUCGGGAGAACAGCGGUAUGUUCUACUAG
This is a messenger RNA of Thermochaetoides thermophila DSM 1495, 873 nucleotides long. RefSeq lists its product as uncharacterized. The transcript has 3 exons. Lineage: Eukaryota; Fungi; Ascomycota; Sordariomycetes; Sordariales; Chaetomiaceae. The record is from RefSeq and is a predicted model, not a curated record. The coding region runs from base 1 to 873 and encodes 290 amino acids.